Messenger RNA from Diospyros lotus (date-plum), 2104 nucleotides. RefSeq names its product TOM1-like protein 4. NCBI's taxonomy places the organism in Eukaryota, Viridiplantae, Streptophyta, Magnoliopsida, Ericales, Ebenaceae. The transcript is spliced from 10 exons. Gene Ontology annotation, molecular function: phosphatidylinositol binding; ubiquitin binding. The coding region runs from base 274 to 1860 and encodes 528 amino acids. The record is from RefSeq and is a predicted model, not a curated record. Gene Ontology annotation, biological process: protein transport to vacuole involved in ubiquitin-dependent protein catabolic process via the multivesicular body sorting pathway.
AACUGACCUCUCGCAAAUUCGUCUUUCAACUCUCUCUCAAUUUUCGUAUUCUAUAGUUUCUCUCUCUUCACUGGGCAAGACUUGGAGGAUCUCGAGCUGUUCUUCUGGAAAUUCCCUUUUGAUUGUACGAUUAUUGAUCCUUAUCUGUACUGAGUCUCCGAUUUCGUCUCUUUCUGCUGUUGAAUUGGAGGAGAUUUCAAAUUAGUGCUGGGAUUUGAUCUGCAAAUUGACUCCUUUGGUGGUUUUGUCUGGUCUCAGAGAUAGUAGAGGAAGAUGGCUAGUAAUGCAGUGGCCUGCGCGGAGAGGGCAACAAGUGACAUGCUGAUUGGCCCAGACUGGGCAAUAAACAUUGAGCUGUGUGAUAUAAUAAACAUGGAUCCUGGGCAGGCAAAAGAGGCAUUGAAGAUACUCAAGAAGCGUUUGGGGAACAAAAAUCCUAAAAUACAGCUCCUUACUCUUUUUGUAUUGGAGACUCUCAGUAAAAACUGUCCUGAGAAUAUUUUCCUGCAAAUUGUUGAGCGGGAUAUUUUACAUGACAUGGUCAAAAUAGUGAAGAAGAAGCCUGAUUUAAAUGUAAGGGAGAAGAUAUUAAUUUUGAUAGAUACAUGGCAAGAAGCUUUGGGCGGACCCAGGGGAAGGUAUCCCCACUAUUAUGCUGCAUAUAAUGAGCUCAAGGCUGCUGGAGUAGAAUUUCCUCCCAGAGAAGAAAACAGUGUUCCUUUGUUUACGCCUCCGCAGACCCAGCCCAUAAGUUACCCUGCUUCUGCAUACCAACCUCCUUUAGGAUACCCUGCUUCAACAUAUGAGGACGCUGCUGUUCAGGCCUCUCUUCAGUCUGAUACUUCUGGACUCAGCUUGCUAGAGAUUCAAACUGCUCAGGGACUAGCAGAUGUGUUGACAGAAAUGCUUGGUGCCUUGAAUCCCCAGAACCGUGAGGAAGUUAAACAGGAAGUGAUUGUUGACCUUGUUGAGCAGUGCCGUUCAUACCAAAACCGUGUCAUGAUUCUCGUUAACAAUACUGUAGAUGAAGAGCUUCUUUCCAGAGGGUUAGCACUGAAUGAUAACUUGCAGCGAGUUCUACGCCGGCAUGAUGAUAUUGCAAAAGGAACACCUACUGUUGAUGUAGGAAUAACAGAAAAUUCAGUCACACCUCCUCUUGUCAAUGUGAAUCAUGAGGAUGAUGAAUCAGAAGAAGAUGAUUUUGCCCUGUUAGCUCACAGGUCAUCAAGGGAUACUUCACUUGGACUGGGACAAAAACCAGCCAGUGCCCAGAAGGAACCAGUGAGGAUUAACCCAAUUCUACCUCCUCCACCCUCAUCCCAGAAGUCAAUUACAGAUGCUGCGAUGGUUGAUUAUCUAAGUGGUGAUGCCUAUAAUACUGAACGAUUAUCUAGGUCAUCAGGAUCCUCGUCUUUUGCCGUCCCGAGUCGUUCAAACAAUGCAAAUUCCAUCCCGCCUCCAUCGAGUCCACCACCUUCCUCUCCUCCCUCUGAUUACAUAAACCCCACUGCUGCCAUGUUCUCUGGGCCGACCACACAUGAUGAACCAGCUCCAACGAUCAAGUCUGCUGACAGGCUUCCUCGAGCUCCUUGGGACGUUCCAUCUCCUAACAGCAUUCCACCCCCGCCUUCCAAAUAUAACCAGAGACAGCAAUUCUUUGAGCAACAUCACGCUUCUUCCGGUGGUGUUCCUGGUUCUUCCUCUUACGACAACUUAGUUGGGCAAACCCGGAGUCUGUCUCUUAAUCCAUCAACCCCACCAAAAAAACAAGAGAAGCCGGAAGAUGCGCUCUUCAAAGAUCUGGUUGAUUUUGCGAAAGCCAAGUCGUCUUCGCCUUCCAAAGCCAAUAGGUCAUUUUGAUGUUUUGAGCGGGAGGUUAUUGUAGUUGGGUGUAUGGAUUAUUCGUUUUGUGGCGGUACAGUUUUUUUUCAGUGAUGUCAGUUUCUUCAAGUUUUUAUACCGUAAGACUCCUCAAAUAAAUGUUGGUGGAAACUGCUGCUGCCGCCGUUUCCACCACUGGUGUAACUCUCAGAGGAGAUGAACCCACUUAUUGAAUUUGUAGAGCUUGUGAAUAUAUAAUAUCUUGGUUGGUUUGAUUCUUAAA